AUGAUCAGCUUCCCGGGCAGAAACACACGCCCUGCCAACCUCAUCACACACUUCUGCAACGCCGAGGAGGGGAUCCAAAAUUACGUCCACAACCUCACCUCCUCCUACGUCAACACCAGCAAUGUGUCCUCCAUGGUGUCGGCCUCCGUCAUCAUGUUCCUCCUCGUCGGCAUCUCCUUCAACCUCAACCUCUUCAGCCGCUUCUCCGGCGUCAGCGCCACCCUCGACCCCAAGGUCCGCCUCUUCCUCUCCUCCGCAUUCUCCCUCUUCCUCCCUGUCAUGUCCUACCUCUUCUCCGAAGCCAAGAACGCCGGCGCGGACAACAGCGGCGGCGACCUCUCGCUACAGGCCGGCAUGAUCCUCCUCUGGAUGCUGCUGGUUGAGCUCCUCCGCAAGAAGGUGGACGAGGUCCGCAUGCGCGGCUACUCCAGCAGCAUCCAGCGUGCCAGCCGUGUGGUCUGGCUCGGCAGCCUCGUCUUCUUCAACAUCCAGAGAGCCGGCCGGAAGGCCCUCUUCGGCGUCCUUUGGGUGCUCUGCGCAACCAAGGUGGUGCAGAGGGUCGCCUUCACUGAGAUUGGCAAGCGAUCCUAUGCAUACGGCAAGAACACGCGUCUCAUCACCUCCUACAUGUCACAAAUGCUCAAGAAAAAUGGCUUUCAAUGUCAGGACCAGCAAGAGCACCACCAAGGAUCCCCAUCGACCCAAAUCGAUGUGGAUUACUCGGUGGCGACUGAUGUAAACCAUGGUGGUGAAGGUGAGGCCAUGUUGAAGAGGUGCAAGUUCGUCGUCAUGGGUGAAGAAGACUUGGUUAUACGUCCUAGCCCCGAUGGCUACAAGUUGAAGGAUGUCUCCCCAGAGGAUAAUGUUGCCACCGUUGGAAAAAUCUGGUGUAAUGCAUACAACAACGUCGGUCAAGGUUCACGGCUUAAGAGGUUGUGCUUGUCCUUUGGGCUCUUCAAGCUUGUGCGGCGUAGGUUCGAGCACCUCCCGCCAGUGAUUGAUGUCGAGGCCGAGACUCGUGAGUGUCGCAGCUUACUCAUCAAUGGUGUUUACAAUGAAAGGACAGAGGAUGCAGCGGAGGCAUUAUUCCACAUGAUGAAUGACGAGGUGAACUUCCUCUGCGAGUAUUACCACUCUGUUAUCCCCGUCGUCCUCGCAAGCCCUUUCUUCUUCCUUAACAAAGGGGCCUACAUAAAUCUAUUCCUCCGAUAGACUGCUUCUCAA
This is a messenger RNA of Hordeum vulgare subsp. vulgare (domesticated barley), 1224 nucleotides long. RefSeq lists its product as uncharacterized. Bases 1 to 1212 code for a protein of 403 amino acids. The record is from RefSeq and is a predicted model, not a curated record. NCBI's taxonomy places the organism in Eukaryota, Viridiplantae, Streptophyta, Magnoliopsida, Poales, Poaceae. The transcript has 2 exons.